UGUUUGCUUUCAGUAAAGAAGAGCAUGUUCCCAAAUUUCUCCAACUUGGGUCAUCCACCCUUCCCUCCAAAAGAUCAGCAACACAGUGCCUUCUUCAAUAAGCUUCCUCUGAACAUACCAUCUACUCUUCUCUCUCACCAGCAAAUUACUGAUGCUCAGUUUAACUUCCAGAAUGCAGCGACUCUGAGUGGGAACCUUGCAACUCUUCCAACUGUUACAUCUCAGCCACUGAUUUAUGGAAAUGUUAGUUCAGUACAUACAUCUGCUGCCCCAACGUCAUUCCGAAGAAGAAAGAGACUAAGUCAGCAGAAUCUUCCAUACGACGUUAAACGGCUGCGGUUUUAUUCACCUCAUUGCGAAACAACUGUAGCUAACCGAACAGUGCCUUUAGUAGAAGAACGUAGAUACUCCUUCCCAGGAUCCACUCCAUCUCAACUGUUCCAUGCGCGUUAUGCUCCCAGUUUAACUGAACAUGCCCCUCUGCUGCCAGACACUUCGUUUUCAGACCCUGUAGAGAUCACGCUCCCUGUGGCCAAAGAUAAGUUAAGUCAGCAGGUUUUGGAGUUGUUCCAAGCAUGUCAGCAACAGACCUGUGACUUGAACAGAAAAGAACUCUGCAGAACAGAACUCCAGAGGGAAAUUCAGCGAAUUUUUCCACAGAGCAGACUCGUUUUGGUUGGAUCCUCACUGAAUGGCUUUGGCACUCGUAGCAGUGAUGGUGAUCUAUGCCUGUUAGUUAAAGAACCAGUAAGUAACUUAAAUAUAUUUGAAUUUAUCCUGUCUUUAAUUGAAAGAAACUUUAAGCCUAAACUGUCAAGCUACAUUGAGCGUCCUCAGCUGAUUCGAGCAAAAGUGCCAAUAGUGAAGUUCAGGGAUAAAGUCAGCUGUGUGGACUUUGACUUGAAUGUAAAUAAUAUUGUAGGAAUAAGAAAUACAUUCCUUCUGAGAAGCUAUGCAUACAUUGAGAAUCGAGUUCGUCCAUUAGUACUGGUUGUGAAGAAGUGGGCAAGUUUCCAUGAUAUAAAUGAUGCCAGUCGUGGUACUUUGAGCAGCUACAGUCUUGUGUUGAUGGUUUUGCACUAUUUACAGACCCUACCUGAACCCAUCCUUCCAUCCCUCCAAAAAAAUUACCCAGACUCUUUUGAUCCUACUAUGCAGUUACACCUUGUUCAUAAAGUCCCACGCACCAUUCCUCCUUACCUCUCAAAAAAUGGAUCAAGUCUUGGAGAUUUGCUAAUAGGCUUCUUCAAAUAUUACGCCACAGAAUUUGACUGGAGCCAUCAAAUGAUUUCAGUUCGUGAGGCCAAAGCUAUUCCCAGACCUGAUGGUAUUGAAUGGAGAAACAAGUAUAUUUGUGUGGAAGAGCCUUUUGAUGGGACAAACACCGCUAGAGCUGUACAUGAAAAGCAGAAGUUUGACAUUAUCAAAGAUGAAUUUAUGAAGUCUUGGCAGAUAUUACAAGACAAGAAAGACUUGAACUAUAUAUUACCUUUAAGAACAGCCAUACAGAAAAGAAAACCAAAU
Molecule: messenger RNA, 1524 nt
Organism: Tinamus guttatus (white-throated tinamou)
Lineage: Eukaryota; Metazoa; Chordata; Aves; Tinamiformes; Tinamidae
Source: RefSeq, a predicted model, not a curated record